This is a messenger RNA of Mangifera indica (mango), 1746 nucleotides long. RefSeq lists its product as uncharacterized. The transcript is spliced from 2 exons. The coding region runs from base 183 to 1631 and encodes 482 amino acids. The record is from RefSeq and is a predicted model, not a curated record. Gene Ontology annotation, molecular function: zinc ion binding; nucleic acid binding. NCBI's taxonomy places the organism in Eukaryota, Viridiplantae, Streptophyta, Magnoliopsida, Sapindales, Anacardiaceae.
GGCGCUCCGAACACUCGAAGCUCUUCCUUCUCCGAAGUAAAACGAAACAAACGCAAAAUGUUAGGAGGCAAAGCAGAGAGAGACGGCUGAGAGUACGAUUGUUGGGGAGGAACCGACAUAUCGAUUGGGCGUGACGAAGAUUCUGCAUCCAUUUUGAAGCUGAAAGUUCAGCGGAAAGGGAUAUGGAAGAAGUGAGAUUGUUGGUUAGGUUUGGUGGAAGGUGGGAAACUUCUGCUGGUGGGCGGUAUGCAUAUAAUGGUGGUAAGUUGAAAGGAAUGAAAGUUAUGAAGCAUGUUGUAUACAAAGAUUUUGUGGAAGAAUUAUAUCGGACUAUUGAAGUGGAUGCAAAUGAAUAUGAUUUUAAAAUGGAAGUUUUAUGGCGGUCAAGUACCAUGCCUAUUCCGCCAUUUGAGAUAUCUAAUGAUACUGAUCUUCGCUUUUUCCUGGAUGGGGUUGUUGGGCCCGAUGAUGACUUUAUUCCACUGUGCAUAACGCUUGUUCCUAAGGCUUCUACACCUCCUGCAGUGAGAUCUCCUGUUCAAGAAAUAUCAAAUUGUCACACUCAUCUUGUUUCAGGCAGUAAAAGUAAUCAAAUAGGUUCAAUCACUUGUAGCCCAAACAAGCCAGAAGUAGAGAUAAACCCAUCAUAUGUUCCUGCAAGGACACUUGAGGAGGAAUUGCCCUUACCGCUGCCACAAAUGUCAAAACCAGCACUGUCUCAGCAACCAACCUUAGUCGACAAUGAAUCAGUGGAUGACACGCAAGGUAAUGCACAUCACAUUGAUGGAACGGGAACUAAUACCAGGGAUGGUAGUGCUAUGGCAGAUGACAAAGACGUUUUGGAAGAGACUAAGAAGGGCAACCAGGUGAAGGAUGAUGCUCCUGUGAAAAAUGUAAAUGAUUUGCAUCAGAAUGGUCAGAAUGUGAGGCCUGCAAAACGAUUUUCUUAUUUGCCUUAUUUGCCAGAAUGUGACACUACCUCAUUAUCUGAUGAAGAUGAUUCAAUAUUUGUUGGGAAGACAUUCUCAUCCAAAAAAGAGCUGCAAAAGAAUCUAGGUCUGCAUGCUGUAAAGAACCACUAUCGAUUUAAAGUCAACAAAUCAUCCACAAAGCGUUUUGAGGCAUUUUGUAUAAAUAAAAAUUGCAAGUGGCGUGCCCGUGCAGUAAAGCUUCCUGAGAGUGAUGCUUUUGAAUUAAGGAGGUUGGAUCGAAGCCAUUCAUGUAAAAGUCAGCAAGCAUCUAACCCUUCAUGUGAAACUCAGCAAACAUCUGUAUGUCAUCGUCAAGCAACCAGUUGGUUUAUACGUGAUUAUAUCAAGGAACGGCUUCAAGAGAAACAAUAUAAUUAUAAAACAAACGAAAUCAGAGAGGAUAUCCGAACUGAUUUUGGGAUCGAACUUUCUUACACUACAUGUUUCAGGGCUAGGGCAUUUGCCAUCAAACAAAUCAAAGAAUCACUGGAAAAUGCAAACGAAGUGUUCCCUUCUAUAGAUGAGAAACUUGGACAGAAAAAGUGUGAGCCAAGCAGCAAAGCAGAAAAAUUGUGUGGUCGAUGUGGCAUGUAUGGACACUAUCAAAAAUCAUGUAAGAAUCCUGUUCCUUCCCAACCCUCAUGUGAAGGUGAAAGUUAACACAUGAAAAGCAUAUCUGCAUCAUCUUUUUGCAUAGAAAUCUGACAUGUUCUGUAGUUAUCUUUAGAUAUGAGCUCUAAUUUAUAUUAUGAAUGAAAGGCAUGUUAUUUUAUGA